Messenger RNA from Zygosaccharomyces rouxii, 1533 nucleotides. It is a transcript of the gene ATG15, whose product is annotated as triglyceride lipase ATG15. The record is from RefSeq and is a predicted model, not a curated record. Gene Ontology annotation, biological process: multivesicular body membrane disassembly; piecemeal microautophagy of the nucleus; neutral lipid catabolic process. Gene Ontology annotation, molecular function: glycerophospholipase activity. Bases 1 to 1533 code for a protein of 510 amino acids. The transcript has a single exon. NCBI's taxonomy places the organism in Eukaryota, Fungi, Ascomycota, Saccharomycetes, Saccharomycetales, Saccharomycetaceae.
AUGAUUCGUAGACAUGCGACAGCUAUAACAUCGAAGGGAGGACGGUAUUGGCGACUAGUGGUAACCCUAUUGAUCAUAUCGACCGUAGCAUUACUAGUUUGGAAGAAAUCGGAGCCAACAAACGAUAUAACAAUCGAUAUCGAUUCAGAAGAUCCAGAAGAUUCUACAUUCCAAUUGGCUAGUAUCUAUAGGCAUGGUGUGGGUCAAGUAAAAGACGCGAUUCAGAAAUUAGAGGUAACUGACGAAUUUGUAAUAAAGGCUGGUGAUCACUACAAUAACGAAGUGGCUACCAACGCCAUAGAUGAUUCAGUAUGGACGACUAAUGCUAGGUAUGCCACUGAUAAUCCAUUUGGAUUUAAAUUUAAACUAAAGGGUCAAAAAGUACUUAUGAGAAGGUUAAAGGAUAGAAGUCCCGAGUUUAUGGAAGGUUAUUUGGAUUUUGCCCUAGAUUCACCUUUGAAGGCAUCUAAGGUUUCGCUAGAUUGGGUAGAUGAAGUCGUUGAAGCUCCUAAUGUGACUGAUAAGGAUACCAUACUAUCACUAGCACUAAUGUCGUCUAAUGCAUACGUUAGAUUACCACAUACGGGAGAUUGGAGAAACGUCUCUUUACCUUGGAACGAAUCUGAUCCUGAUAGUUAUGGAUGGGAUGGUGACGGUUUAAGAGGACACAUUUUCUACAAUGAAAAGGAAAACGUCGUUGUAUUAGCCAUCAAGGGCACUAGUUCUCAAGGUUUACCUGGUUCAGGUGAAGAAGAUACUAUACCUAACGAUAAAAUAAACGACAACUUACUAUUUUCCUGUUGCUGCGCUAGAAUCAGCUAUCUAUGGACCACAGUGUGCGAUUGCUACACAAAAUCUUACACUUGCGAUGAAUCCUGUCUCGAGAAAGAAUUCAGAAGAAAAGAUCGUUACUAUGCAGCCACUAUGGAGAUUUACAAAGAUGUUUUAAACAAUUAUCCAGAUGCUACAAUAUGGAUAACUGGCCAUUCAUUAGGUGGAGCUCUAGCUAGUCUUUUGGCACGUACCUAUGGCUGGCCUGCAGUUGGGUUCGAGGCACCAGGAGAGCUGCUGGCAGCGAAAAGAUUGCAUCUGCCCUUCCCACCAGGACUACCGAUUUACGAAGAAGCAGUUUGGAACAUUGGACACACUGCAGAUCCGAUAUUCAUGGGAACUUGCAACGGUGCCAGUUCAAGUUGUUCCAUUGCUGGUUACGCUAUGGAGACUGCUUGUCAUACGGGUAAAAUCUGCAUUUACGAUUCCGUUACAGAUUUAGGCUGGCGUGUGAGUAUGUUAAACCAUAGAAUCCACACAGUUAUUGAUGGUGUCCUAACCGAGUACGAUCAAGUAGCUCAUUGCAAGCAACCAGAACCUUGUAUCGAUUGCUUCAAUUGGAAGUACAUCAGGGACAGGAAUGCACCAACGACGACUUCAACUUCGUCAACUUCGUCCAAGGUACCAACAAGUACAUCUACGAGUUCCUCGUGUGUGGGACGUAACUGGUUUGGAAUAUGCACCAGUUAUGGUUUAUCAUGA